Molecule: messenger RNA, 519 nt
Organism: Phycomyces blakesleeanus NRRL 1555(-)
Lineage: Eukaryota; Fungi; Mucoromycota; Mucoromycetes; Mucorales; Phycomycetaceae
Exons: 3
Coding region: 1-519 (172 amino acids)
Source: RefSeq, a predicted model, not a curated record
AUGCAUCAUGAACAUGCAUUUAGAAGUUUCUCGUUAGCUCAGAUUCCAUUGGUAGUUUACACGAGUCUAUCGGCUGUCAAGUACAUCAUUAAGAGAGUGGGUGAGACAGGAUCUCUACAGCAAAGAAGAGGGUCUGAACGAGCCAGAAAGCUUGAUGAUGGGAUAGAAAUACACCUUAUGAAUGUAGUUCCGAAGGACAAUUUUGCUUUAUAUUCUAGGCUAAAAACCUCUUUAAAGAAGAUAGAGGUAUUCGUCCGUAAAAUAAAAGCAAUAAUUAGCUAUCUUAAGCGUUUGGGAUUUGGAUUAUGUAUUGCAGCUCAUAAAUUGGUCAAGGGUAAUGAUGGGGAAGCCGGAGCUAUUAAGAGUUGCGAAAAGGUUCAAAGAAAGUAUCAUUACGAGAACCAAGUAAAGGAUGUACUUAAUACCAAUGCAAAAGAAGAAGAGGUAUUGGUUUGUAAACAAUUCUUGUUAGGAUUGGAGAUUUACGAUUUAACAAAAAAUAUUAAAAAUAAUGUUUGA